Molecule: messenger RNA, 660 nt
Organism: Otolemur garnettii (small-eared galago)
Lineage: Eukaryota; Metazoa; Chordata; Mammalia; Primates; Galagidae
Product: kallikrein-2
Exons: 4
Coding region: 1-660 (219 amino acids)
Biological process (GO): proteolysis
Molecular function (GO): serine-type endopeptidase activity
Source: RefSeq, a predicted model, not a curated record
AUGCUGUUCCUGGUUUUCUCUCUUACCCUGUCCAUGGGGUGGACCGGUGCUGUGACCCUGACCCAGUCUCGGAUUGUGGGAGGCUGGGAGUGUGAGAGGCAUUCCCAACCCUGGCAUGUGGGUGUGACUCAACAUGGCUUCGCAUACUGUGGGGGCAUCUUGGUGCACCCCCAGUGGGUGCUCACAGCCGCCCAUUGCUCCAUAUAUACUGGUAACACUGGUCAGGUCUGGCUCGGUCGGCACACGUUGUCUGAAGAUGAGGACACAGCCCAGGUGAUCAAAAUCAAUCAGACCUUCUUACACCCGCGCUACAACACCAGCCAUCUGAAGCACAAAACACUUGAGAAGUCAGAGGACAGCAGCCACGACAUCAUGCUGCUCCACCUGUCGGAGCCCGCCAAUAUCACAGACGCUGUGAAGGUUGUGGACCUGCCCACCCAGGAACCAGAAGUGGGGAGUAUCUGUUACACCUCUGGCUGGGGCAGCAUUCACCCAGAUAAUUUCGUGCGCCCAAGGAGUCUCCAGUGUGUGGAUAUCAUACUCCUGUCCAAUGACAGGUGUAAAGAAGCGUACACUGAAGCGGUGACAGAAUUCAUGUUGUGUGCUGGGAGCUGGAAUGGUGGCAAAGACACCUGUUUGGUGAGCCACCCCAGCCCCUAA